AUGCUGCUGGGCUUUUCUGUUAGCCCUGCAUGUCUGCCAGCGAUCCCAUGCCUUCUGGCUCGUGCUGCAGCGGCCAUGCACUCUCUUCUGCCGCAGCGCGCCGAACCGAUGCGCAUAUAUGUUCACGAUGCACUAUGGCUCCUAACUCAUGGCACCGUCUUCCCAACAAAUGUGCCAGUAUAG
Messenger RNA from Parastagonospora nodorum SN15, 183 nucleotides. RefSeq lists its product as hypothetical. Lineage: Eukaryota; Fungi; Ascomycota; Dothideomycetes; Pleosporales; Phaeosphaeriaceae. The record is from RefSeq and is a predicted model, not a curated record. Bases 1 to 183 code for a protein of 60 amino acids. The transcript has 2 exons.